Messenger RNA from Drosophila ananassae, 4131 nucleotides. Its product is annotated as probable multidrug resistance-associated protein lethal(2)03659. Gene Ontology annotation, molecular function: ATP hydrolysis activity; ATP binding; ABC-type transporter activity. The record is from RefSeq and is a predicted model, not a curated record. Gene Ontology annotation, cellular component: membrane. The coding region runs from base 8 to 3988 and encodes 1326 amino acids. The transcript has 7 exons. Gene Ontology annotation, biological process: transmembrane transport. Lineage: Eukaryota; Metazoa; Arthropoda; Insecta; Diptera; Drosophilidae.
AGCUAAAAUGCAAUCAGUAAAUCCGAAAGAUCUUCCGGAAAACCCUCGGGAACAUUCCAAUUUUAUUGCCUCGGCUUGUUUCUGGCACACUAUACCCACUUUUAUCAAAGGACGAAAGCAGACAUUAGGUCUUAAUGAUUUAUACAAGGUCUUAAAAGAGCACAAGUCGGACACUUUGGGAAACCAAUUCGGUAUCCUAUGGGAUCAAGAAAUCAAAACUUCAAAAGAGAAGCCCAACCUGUUGAGGGUUCUACUGCGGAAGUAUGGCUGGUACUAUGGACUUCUUGGUCUCGUGAUGGUUUUCUUUGAGGUUGUUCUUCGAGGGAUACAACCGCUUAUCCUGCGAAGCCUUAUUUAUCAAUACAGCCAGGAUUCGGGCUCUAAAGGGGAUGGAAAUCUAUACGCAGGCUGUCUAAUUCUUUCCAGCAUUUUAGGAUCCAUUUUAUUACAUCCAUACUUGUUCGCAGUGUCACAUAUGUGUUUCAAGAUCCGCGUGGGCUUGAGCAGCUUGGUUUAUAGAAAGGCUCUGCGGCUUAGCAAAGCAUCCUUAAGGGACACCACCUCAGGACAUGUGGUUAAUCUGAUAUCCAACGACUUGGGUAAACUUGACGGCAAAGUCUAUCAGGGUCACUAUCUGUGGGUGGGUCCUUUGCAAACGAUUCUAAUCACUUAUGUGAUGUACCAGGAGAUUGGAUUCGCUGCCGUACUUGGAGUGGCUUUUAUUGUGCUCUUCAUUCCUCUGAAUCUAUAUGUGGGAAAAAUAUCCUCAAAGCUGAGGUUAAAGUCGGUCUUGCAAACCGACGAACGUGUUCGGGUUAUGGGAGAGAUCAUUUCGGGCAUCCAGGCGAUUAAAAUGUAUGCCUGGGAGUUGCCCUUCGAGCGGAUUGUGUCCUACAUCCGCGAAAAGGAAGUAAAUGUCAACCGAAGAAGGGACUUCAUUACAGUUAUCAUCUACUCGUUGGCCAUAAUUGUGAGUCGUGUCUCUACCUUCCUCAGCUUGGUGGCUUACGCCAUGAUGGCCCCGGUUCUGACAUCAGAAACAGCCUUCCUAAUCAUCUCUUAUUACAACAUCCUGCGGAAUUCGAUGUUUGUUUUUUUCCCCAUGAGCAUGACUGAGACGGCGGAUUUCUGGGUUUCCCUCAAGCGAGUCCAAGACUUCUUGCAAUUGGAAGAGAUAGAACAAAUAACUCAGAGUGAACCAGUGGAUGACCCAGCAAAGGACGAGGUUGAGAGCGAAGAAAUGACUUUACUUUCAUCCAAUUGGAUUUCCUCCAAAAGGGUCAGCCCUUUGAAAUCAGAGCUUUCUGUUUCGGGAUUAACAGCCAAAUGGGACCUAAAGACUCCAGAAUUUACUCUGAAUGGCAUAAGCUUGCAGGUCAAGUCCGGAAACUUACUGGCAGUUGUGGGCCUCACUGGAUCGGGUAAGUCCAGUCUGAUCCAGGUCAUUCUCGAGGAGCUGCCCAUUAUUUCUGGGAAGAUCGAAAAAAGUGGAUCCAUAUCGUAUGCUGCCCAGGAGCCCUGGAUCUUCUCCGGCACGGUGCGCCAAAAUAUCCUUUUUGGACAGCCCAUGGACCACCAAAGGUAUUGGAAGGUGGUGAAGGAUUGCGCUCUCCAGCGUGACUUCGACCUGCUCCCCUUUAAAGACAAAACUAUUGUUGGUGAUCGAGGAGCUUCCCUGUCGGGAGGGCAGAAGGCGAGGAUCAGCUUGGCCAGGGCAGUGUAUCGGGAGGCCUCCAUCUACCUGUUGGACGAUCCACUUAGUGCGGUGGAUACCCAUGUGGCCCGCCACAUCUUUGAGAAGUGCAUCCGGGGAUAUCUGCGCGAUCGUAUCGUCAUCCUGGUCACACAUCAGUUGCAGUUUAUUCAGCAAUGCGAUGAGGUCUUGGUGUUGGACAAGGGCCAAGCCAUUGCUGCGGGCUCUUACGAAUCUCUUCGUGACUUGGGAGUUGACUUUGCAACAUUCCUGAAGCAAGUGGAGAGCCAAGGAAAGGAAAAGGAAGCUGAGGACGUCCCAAAGGAGCCUCCGCCAUCGGAAAUGCAAAGGAGUCAGAGUGAGAAAUCUUUAAAAUCGUUGGGGGAUCCUUUUCUGGAGGAUGAGUACAAUAAACAGGACAUGAGACAGGAGCAACAAGCCUCUGGCAAUGUCGGACUGGACGUGUACAUGAAGUACAUAAAGGCUGGUGGAGGAGUUGGUGCUUUUUCGCUGAUGUUUAUGGCCUGGGCCAUCUUCCAAGGACUUUCUUCUAUGAGUGACUACUUCCUGACCCACUGGGUCAAUCAGAACAAAGGCGAUAAUAAUCUUGAGGCUUCCCAAGGAAAGCAGUAUCCCUUCAGUGAUUGGCUGGAGGCCUUAGGAUUGUCGCUGGAUCCCAAAAAGUUUGACGUCUUGGUGUAUUCCUUGCUUAUACUCCUAACUAUUCUGGCUUAUAUUAUUGCCAUAAUGAUGCUAUUUAGGUGCACUAUAUCGGCGUCUGUUAGGAUGCAUAAUUCCAUGUACAAUUCGAUUUCGCGGGCCUCCAUGUAUUUUUUCAACACGAAUCCCUCUGGCCGGAUUAUCAAUAGAUUUUCCAAGGACUUGGUGCAGAUAGCUGAGCUCCUACCCAACGCUGUGCUCGACCUCUUGGAGAGUUUCUUUGCCCUACUUGGAGUUUCAAUCAUUAUAGCAAUUGUGAAUCCCAUUCUUCUCAUUCCGACCAUCAUCCUAACCUUCAUUUUCUAUCAGCUUCGCAUAUUUUAUUUGAAAACCUCUCGAGACUUGAAACGAAUUGAGGCCAUAACUCGAUCACCCGUCUACUCCCAUGUCACGGCAUCCCUCUCUGGCUUGGCCACCAUCCGGGCCUUUGAGUCCAGGCACCUCCUGGAACAGGAAUUCGAUACCUGUCAGGACAUGCACAGCUCAGCCUUCUACAUGCUCCUGAGCUGCUCCCGUGCCUUUGCCAAUUGGCUGGACUUUUCCUGCUCACUUUUCGUAGGCAUUGUAACACUCAGUUUCUCCUUUUUUCCACCUGAAAAUGGAUCUCUGGUUGGACUGGCCAUAACCCAGGCCAUGAUCUUAAUAGGUUAUGUGCAGUGGGGAUUGCGCCAAUCCGCGGAAGUGGAGAACACUAUGACCGCCGUGGAACGAGUGGUUGAGUAUGACGACCUUGCGCCGGAGGGUGAGCUAGAGGCACCUGCGGACAAGAAGCCUCCGAAGUCAUGGCCAGAGGAGGGAAACAUUGUCUUCGACGAGCUCAGUCUGCGCUACGUGCCCGAUCCUAAGGCGGACAACAUCCUGAAGUCUCUCAGCUUUGAGAUUAAACCUCGCCAGAAGGUAGGAAUCGUUGGACGCACCGGGGCGGGCAAGUCUUCACUGAUCAACGCCCUCUUCCGCCUGUCCUACAACGACGGAUCCAUCCUAAUCGACAAAAGAGAGACGAACGCGAUGGGUCUUCAUGAUCUGAGGAGCAAGAUCUCCAUUAUUCCCCAGGAACCGGUGCUUUUCUCUGGUAGUAUACGUUACAAUCUGGACCCCUUUGAGGAGUACAGCGAUGAGAAGCUGUGGCGUUCCCUGGAGGAGGUGAAGCUGAAGGAAGUGGUGGCUGAUCUGCCCAGUGGCCUGCAGAGCAAGAUCUCGGAGGGCGGGACCAAUUUCAGCGUGGGUCAGAGGCAGUUGGUCUGCCUGGCCAGGGCCAUUUUGCGGGAGAACCGCAUCCUGGUGAUGGACGAGGCUACGGCCAAUGUGGAUCCCCAGACGGACGCAUUCAUUCAGGCCACGAUCCGUAACAAGUUCAAGGAGUGCACUGUUCUCACGAUAGCCCAUCGCCUGCACACGAUCAUGGACUCGGACAAGGUAUUGGUCAUGGACGCCGGACGAGUGGUAGAGUUCGGUACUCCCUAUGAGCUGCUGACGGAGGCAGACUCCAAGGUGUUCCAUGGCAUGGUGAAGCAGACGGGGCAGGUUACCUACGACCAACUGCUGGAGAUCGCUCGAACAACACACUCGGUCUAGUGUUUAUCUUUGGAAAAAUUUUGUGAGCAAGGACAAUGAAUCCUUAACAAGGCUAAGAGGGAGGAUACUUAUAUUUUAAUACAAAUUAUUUUCAAAAUUAUAGCGUUUAUGGAAUAAAAUAAAGGAAUUCUGUUAUUGUUAUG